GCCUGGAUGAGGGAGAGGGAAAGAGAGAGAUUGAGUCGCCUGAGGAGAAAACUGGACUUAGCCGGGCCGUUAGAGCGGGUAUGACCCUUCGGGGCCGCAGGUCGGCCCCGCUUCCCUCUCUCCCGGGCAGAUUUCUGUGGCUAUGAACUAAUAUGAUUGGCUAGCCUUAUUGGCACUAAAAUCUAAUGCCCCCACCGAUAACUUGGAAGGAUUGAACACUCACAAAAGGGAAUGUUACGGUGGACAGUUCAUUUAGAAGGUGGGCCUCGAAGAGUAAACCACGCUGCUGUGGCUGUUGGACAUAAAGUCUACUCUUUUGGUGGUUACUGUUCUGGUGAAGAUUAUGAAACUCUACGACAGAUUGAUGUUCAUGUAUUUAAUGCAGUCUCUCUGCGUUGGACCAAACUACCACCAGUGUGGACGAACAGCAGGGACCAUGUGAGAGAAGUUCCUUACAUGAGAUAUGGGCAUUCUGCGGUGCUGAUUGAUGACACUAUCUACAUCUGGGGAGGCCGUAAUGAUACUGAGGGAGCCUGCAAUGUAUUAUAUGCCUUUGACGUCAACAUACACAAAUGGUUCACUCCAAAAGUUUCUGGAAUGGUUCCAGGAGCAAGGGAUGGACAUUCAGCAUGUGUCUUGGGAAAGAGCAUGUAUAUUUUUGGAGGAUAUGAGCAACUGGGAAAUCUUGAAGAAUUAAAUUCAAGAGUUUUCUUGUCUGGGAACAAGGCUGAUUGUUUUUCAAAUGACAUCCACAAACUUGACAGUAGCAACAUGAUGUGGAGUUUGAUCUGCACUAAGGGCACACCAGCUCGAUGGAGAGAUUUCCAUUCAGCCACAAUAAUUGGGACAAAGAUGUAUGUGUUUGGGGGAAGAGCAGAUCGCUUUGGGCCAUUCCAUUCCAACAAUGAGAUUUACUGUAACCGAAUCAAAGUAUUUGACACAGACACAAACUCUUGGCUGGAUUCUCCUCCCACUCCUCUUCUCCCUGAAGGCAGACGAAGUCAUUCAGCAUUUGGCUACAAUGGAGAAUUAUAUAUAUUUGGUGGUUAUAAUGCACGCCUGAACAGACACUUCCAUGACCUUUGGAAAUUUGAUCCAGUCUCUUUUACCUGGAAGAAAAUUGAACCCAAAGGGAAAGGGCCAUGUCCUCGCCGUAGACAAUGCUGCUGUAGAGUAGGGGACAAGAUCAUCCUCUUUGGUGGCACCAGCCCAUCUCCAGAAGAAGGCAUGGGAGAUGAAUUUGAUCUGAUGGAUCACUCAGACUUGUACAUCUUAGACUUCAGUCCCAGCUUAAAAACGCUGUGUAAACUGGCAGUGAUCCAGUACAAUCUGGACCAGUCUUGCCUCCCUCAUGAUAUAAGAUGGGAGCUUUCAGCAAUGACAACGAAUAGCAACAUCAGCCGUCCAAUUCUCUCUUCCCAUGGAUAAUUUGGUGUCAUGCUCCUGGCUGCCUUCAACUCCUUGCCUUGCAAAUGUCACCUUCUGUCUUCCUCCCUGUGCAUGAAAGUUCAGCUUAUUCAAAAAAAAAAGGAGCACUACUUCAACACAAAGAUCUCUUUACUGACCAAUAUUGGGAAGGGUUUUUUUGCCUAUCCCACUGCCACACUAGUUGCAGCUAUAACUUUGCCAAAACCUUGAUUUAAAGGUAGCAUGCACGCAGAAUCAGAUAAUGCAUACUACAAAAAAGAACACCAGAUGUGUUUUUGCUCUCAUAGCUGAAGGUUACAUCUGACAGCUAUCUACUGGUAUAGUAUCUUUUCAUUUAAUAGCGUCAAAAGAAAUAUAAAUCUCAGGACUGUUACAAGACCAGCAUAUGUUUCAUAUGCGCUACAGAAUCAAAGGUGAACAAAGCAAGGACUCAUCAGAAUUCAGCUUCUCUAUGUCUCAGCAAUUUUGAGUGCCUAGCUCUCAGUAUUAAUGUAAGAACUGAACUGGUUCCCUAUCUUAAGCCAUUUUCUUUGCUUCUCUGAGCACAGAAAAAAAUUGCCUAGUCUUACACAUUUUGGGGGUUGACCAGCUUGUUUUCUGCAAUGGGCAUCCGGACGAUCUCCAUAUGAUACUUAAGCACUUGCCACUUUUACAGUGGUAGAGAUCAGAGUCUUCAGUGGAAGAAAGUAGGAUGAGGACUAUCUGGCCAAGCAAGGAGUGGCAUCCAACAUUCUGUAAGACUGAAUCAAUUUUUUUUUCUGCGUGUUAUGGGAGUAUUCAUCACAAGAUCUGAAAUGCUAUCACCCAGUUUAAUAUGUAUAAGCAAAAACUCUGAAUUUAUAAAUACCAGGGUGGGGGAAGAAAAACUGUGUCAGUACUUUAUAUGGCUAGAGGACAAGUGAUGGACUAAUACAGAGGGUAUGAGGAUUUAGGGUCUGCAGUCCACAAAUUAAGACUCUAAUUGAAAAAAAAUGUAUAAAUUAGUGGCUAAAAGGAGGUGAGCUGGAGUGUUAUCAGUUCAAAUCUUGGUGUGGCCAUGGACUUGCUAAACACUGCCGGACAAGCCACACUUGAUUUCAACCUCACAUCAGAAAUAUAGGAGUAACACUUUCUUGCCAUAUGGGAAUAUUGUAACAAUUACAAUAUACAAUAAGUGAAAUGUUUUGAAUAUUCAAAAGUGCUAUAUAAAUGCUGCAUAUUUAUUAAAAUUGGGUUUCUUCAUUACUCUUAUUAAACAAGGUUUUUAACUAGUCAGGGUAAUCCAAGUGCCUUAAAAUUGUCUAAUUCAAUUGCUCCAUGAGAUUAUUUAACCUGGGAUCAAAACAGCACAGUAUUUAUGUUAAUCUUUUGGGGGGAAAGCUAUUUACAGCAAGGUUAAUUUCAUCUGUCCCCCAAUUAACAUUGUGUGUUGUGAUGCAUGAAUAAGGUGGCCUUAUAAACAUAGCAGUAUAAGAAAAAUAAAAGUUAAUAUAGGCAGUGUAGUAAACUUAUAUACAUGUAUGCAUAGAUUAGAUUUCUUACAAAUGCAUGUAUAUUACAUUAAAGAUGGAUAUGAACGAGGCCAACACAAAACCAUAUAAUAGAGGCUUUCUGGUGCACAUGCAGCUUGUUCCUCAGUUUUUACUUCUAUAAAAAGUGUACAAGUUUAUCACUUGGUAAAAGAAUAAACUGUCAUAGAGCUAGGCACCUCAGGAUAAUUUUUCUAUCUUAAAACAUAAUGCAGUUCAUAUGUCCAACUACCCCUGACUUUAUGUCAGAACUAGGCAAUGUUUAUUACAACAUGAUAAAGGACUGAUCCAGAUACCCUGUCUGAUUUUUUUCAGUUUUCUUUUACCAUAUAUCUUUCAUUUUUUGAAUGGACUUAGGUUAAAUGAAAGCAGAAUGUUUGUAGGCUGACACCUCCCCCCCCCCCGAUUAAUCAUUAGUUGUCUCACACAAUUCUUAAAAAGUAUUAUCAAUUGUUCUUUUCAGAUUUAUCUGAAAAAAGUACAACUUAGUAUAUGGAGAAUCACAAACCUGGUCUGCAAGGCAACCUAUGGAGACGCUGUUAAUAGUCUUUUUUGAACCAAGAAGAGGUUUUUUUUCUGUAUUUGCUCAACAAUGGACAGUUGAGUUAGGUUAAUAAUAUUUUUAUUAUAGGAAACAAACUGGGUGCCUUUUAUUUAUUUUCAGUAUUUUUAUCUUCAGUUAUGGACAUACUGUGCUUUUCUCAACCAUCAAUUGUUCAGUUUUGUUUUUACUUUCAGUUGUCAAUUUUUUAAAAAAAAUUCUUUUCAUUGGAGCAAUUCUGAAUUGAAAUUAAAAUAUAACAGAGUGAAAUGUUUGUUUUGAAACCCUGGCUAGCUUCAGUAAACAGAUUAUUUUUCUUUGUGCCAACAUAGCUACAUCUGUGACUCAAGUUACUAUGCCUCAAAUUCAGGCAACAGGAAUAUUAGUUUCAGGUGAAUUUAAUAUUGAUUACCUGAAUUUAUGUUAAUGGACAAAUUCCUGUUUAUUUUUUACUCCACUUGGUACUCUGAGAUGUAUUUGAGAUUAUAACUCCCCAAAUUCCAAAAUAGCAUAAUUGAACAUGUUUUCUGGGAAUCCUUCUAGUAUCAAUACAUCUGGAAAGUAUGAGAUUAGAGAAGGUUAGAAUUUUUAGUUGCAUUAUCAAACUACAAAUUCCAACUUUUGCUUCAAAAAGAAAGGGGUCUGUGUAGUAUGCACUUCUACUUCAGCCCACAUAAUAUUUAUGUUGAAAAUUAAGUUCUUACCAUUAAAAAAAAGAAAAAGCCAAGCCCAUUUGAAAAAUAAAAUAAAACCAGUGUUUAUUGAAAAGCGGGGAAAGUCAGUGUUAAGAGAAUCGUAAGGAAAAUUGUCAGUGGGGUUUGGAAAACAGUGCACAUGCUCAUAAUGUGUUUUGGAAUAAAGAUUUCACAACUUUAAAAAUAGAACAACUUUGAAGACUUAUGAAAAUGGCUUGGGAGAGACAAGUUACCUUUUUUGGCUCUGCUAAAACAAAUGUAUCGUGUACCGGUAUUUAUUGAAAAAAGAAAAAGAAAUAAAAACUUACAAAACUUG
Pantherophis guttatus is the source of this 4488-nucleotide messenger RNA. RefSeq names its product kelch domain containing 3 (gene KLHDC3). Gene Ontology annotation, molecular function: protein binding; chromatin binding. NCBI's taxonomy places the organism in Eukaryota, Metazoa, Chordata, Lepidosauria, Squamata, Colubridae. The record is from RefSeq and is a predicted model, not a curated record. Gene Ontology annotation, cellular component: cytoplasm.